AUGACUACGUUUCUUAUAAACUGUUUGGCCAUAGACGAUUAUUCUUGUGAAGACGUUUUAGAAAUCAGAAUUAAUGGCAAUGAGACUGUCGAAAAUCUUGUGGAAAUUAUCAAGAAAAGUAAACUUGGUUUUAACGGCAAACUUCUAAAAAUAGAUCACCUUCCUGAAAUGUUGAGUGGUCGUGUAUUAUCAUCGAAUCACCUUUUCCCCGCAUUAGCUUCAAAAGAUGUGUUGUUGAAAAAAAGCUUGUGCCCGGUGAUAAAGUUAUCUACCAUUAUAGCGAUGGGUGAAAUUGUUAAUAAAUCUAAUAAACUUCAAAUCCGAUGCAUCAAAGAUCGUCAAGAAUUUGACUCGAGUUCAUUUGCUAAAUUCAUCAAACUAGCAAUCGCACCAUGUGAUAUAACAAGUAGAAAUUGA
Funneliformis caledonium is the source of this 417-nucleotide messenger RNA. NCBI's taxonomy places the organism in Eukaryota, Fungi, Glomeromycota, Glomeromycetes, Glomerales, Glomeraceae. The record is from the annotation of a GenBank genome assembly.